ACCUAUAUUAAAACUUUUAAUCCAUCGUUCUCUUGACUAUUCAGCUGUUCAGACGUUAUUCCUCUAAAAUCUCAUCUUUUUUUUGUUCUUGCUUUCUGCACCGAAAUUUUCUGCUGGUGCAAAUAGAUUUUCAUCUCUACACCUUUAGAAACCACAAUGCAAGCCACCACAAUUUUAACCAGAGCUAGGGUUGCGCUCCCAAGGAUCACAAAACGUAACAUCGGAAUCACAGCCCCGGCUCUUCAAAAAGCCUCUGAUCCUAUCCAGCAAUUGUUCUUGGACAAGAUCCGAGAGUACAAGCAGAAAAGCAGUGGGGGAAAGUUGGUAGACCCGACCCCCGAGAUCCAGAAGGAGAAGCAGUCAGAGCUGGAUAGAGUGGCAAGGCAGUUUGGUGGUGGUUCUGGCGUAGACAUGACCAAGUUCCCUGAAUUUAAAUUCCCAGAGGCGAAACUGUCUCCUUCAUAAGUUUGGCUUGUAAAAUCUACCUCUAGAAUCAGUUUUCACUUGUUAUAUUGUGUUAAAUAAAAUAAUUCUUAAGUAGA
Homalodisca vitripennis (glassy-winged sharpshooter) is the source of this 542-nucleotide messenger RNA. RefSeq names its product ATP synthase-coupling factor 6, mitochondrial-like. The record is from RefSeq and is a predicted model, not a curated record. Gene Ontology annotation, biological process: proton motive force-driven ATP synthesis. Lineage: Eukaryota; Metazoa; Arthropoda; Insecta; Hemiptera; Cicadellidae. Gene Ontology annotation, molecular function: proton transmembrane transporter activity. The transcript is spliced from 4 exons. Bases 157 to 465 code for a protein of 102 amino acids.